Messenger RNA from Fraxinus pennsylvanica, 414 nucleotides. Lineage: Eukaryota; Viridiplantae; Streptophyta; Magnoliopsida; Lamiales; Oleaceae. The record is from the annotation of a GenBank genome assembly.
AUGCAGGCUAUAAAGGAAAAGUUGAAUGACAUGAGCACCAUGCGCAAGGCCAAGGCUGAAGCAAAAGAGGAAGAAAAGGCGGAGAAAGAGUUGGCUAAAGCUCGGGUUGAGGUCGCGCACGAGGUAAGACUGGCAAGAGAAGCUGAAGCUGCAAUGGAUAUUCAUGUGAACAAAGCUGUGGAAAAGGUGGCUCAACAUGAAAGAAAACACGCACACGACAGCACAAACCGCCAACAACACGGUGUUGACAUGAGUAGCAACCCGAGUAAUGUUGGACAUUCCACUGUUCCAACACAUGAGGAGGGGACACAAGCGGCCUACGGCCGGGACAUGGCUGAUCUUAGCUCUACUGCUGCCGGAACAGGCGGCCCAACUAGCAUGCCCGGCGGUACUCCUGCAAAACACUUGCUAUAG